GGUUGAUCUUGUAGUUUACAGUCAUUUCGUAUGGGCUAUUGACGCGUGUGGUAUUGGAUGCCAUUUUCCAGAAGUUGGGUAUAUGACAGUCAUGUCAUUGGUAAUGACUUGAAUGACAGUAUAAAUUGAAUACAAUAGAGCUCAUUAGAAUCGUUCGUGGAUUAUUCCAGACGUGCCUUUUUUCCAAUCAUCUAAACAAGGACAUUAUUUUUUUUUUUAGACUUGAUUAUUUUGGUGAAACUCUGCACCCCCAGCAGUAGAUAGUAAGUGCUUAUAGGGAGGGAGCCCGAGCGGAUUGGUCGCGCGCACAGACAGACAUGGGCAGUCAGGACUUGCAAGGGGCAGGUCGGCAGCUCGGAAAUAGUCAUCAAUUUUUGAGAAUAAUGCAUUUUAGAUGAGAUAACAAGGAAUGAAAAAGUUCGAAUAGUGUAUGGUAAGCCGUUGUAAAGGGGUUGUGCUUUCAGUUAGGGGUGUACAUAUCUGUGUUAUUAUUAUUUAUCAGAAGGGGCCGCCGGUGAAGCAGUAGCGCAAGUAGAGAGAGUGUAUGUUCAGAGGAUCCAGGCCUAGUAGUAUUGCCGCUGAUUGGAAUGCUCAUCCGCUUUCACAAAUUUGGAAAAUAGCACAUUUACAAUCAGAAAUGAGAGGUUUGUCAGUGCUUUUUGCGGUGGCUGACAUUGGAAUGCGUGUCAUUAUAGCAACGGAGAUCUAAUUUUAACGUGACCGGCUGACCAAACGCGCCCCAGGUUGACACUAUUCCACGCUCUUGGCGGUGCCGCGAGCCGUGGAAUGAUGGCAGUAGCCUACCUGUUUUUUCAGUUGUCCUAAAGCAAGGAUGUCAACAUGGCAGCAUGAGUGGGCCCUAUGAAUAGGCCAAUCAGAUCUGCCCGUCGGAGCCGUCACCCCAGCUCACCUCUGACCUCUGACCUUCACCUCCCCAGCUCCCCUUCCUCUCAGCACCAUGACCCUGAGCCAGGACUAGUUAUGUCCACUGCCCCUUCCCUCAAACCCCCCUCAGCCUAUGGGCUUCCUCACAAGGACCUUGCGUCCACCUACAGUCCUCUCAGGAGACUCCAGCAUCUGACUACCAUGGUCAGCCAUCCUGACCUGGUCCUGGCUGGGAGGGACAGGGCUUAUCAGACCCAGGCCCAGGCCCAGCCUCACACCCAGGCCCAGACCCACAGCCAGGCCCAGAACCAGCCCCACAGCCAGACCCAGGCCCAGCCUCACACCCAGGCCCAGACCCACAGCCAGGCCCAGGCCCAGACCCACAGCCAGACCCAGGUCCAGCCUCACACCCAGGCCCAGACCCACAGCCAGGCCCAGGCCCAGACCCACAGCCAGGCCCAGACCCACAGCCAGCCCCAGGCCCAGCCCCACAGCCAGAGCCAGGCCCAGCCCCACAGCCAAACCCAGACCCAGCCCCACAGCCAGACCCGAGCCCAGACCCGGGCCCAGACCCAGAGCACCAGGAAUGACACCUACACCCGGGGCGUAGCAAGGAAACCCGAUUCUGGUAACUCCCAGGUGUCGAACCCCCACACGGCCUCCAUCCCAGACUUCAGACAGGAUAGGACAGCCAGCAACAGGCCCGACGCCGCGUCAGAUAAGAUGACGAACAGCUGCUUCUCUGACCCGCCGAGUCCCGCCUUCUCAUUGGACAGCAACAGCCCAUUCGCCAACGGCUUCCUGCACUUCGAGUCCUCGCUGUUCGGAGAGGACGAGGACAGCGACGAGGGCGUUGCCGACGACGACGACGAGGAUUACGGAGAGUGUCGGGGUCCCGCGUCGUCCCUGGCGACCAGACCGGGCAGGGUCGGGAGGUCGCAGGAAGCAGGCCUGGGUUUUUUAAACUUGAAGUCUGAUCCCGACCCGGAGGUGCGUGAGCGUUCGGACAGCCGUUCCCCCGUUGGCCGUGCGGUGCUGAAGGGUCGCGGGGCCGAGGAAUCGGACCCGGAUUGGGGGAGUGACUGUGAGUCAUUCUCUCUCAGGACCAGCCCCUCUGGGCCAGCUCUGUCAAGCAGCCUCAAGAAGAAGCCCCUGCCUCCGGUGAAGUUCAUGGAGGGAGAAGUGAUCUGGGCCAAGUUCAACCGCAGGCCCUGGUGGCCUUGUGAAAUCACUGUGGACCCACAUCAGAACACCUACCACAGGAUGAAAGAGCCCAGCGACCGACCGUGCAGGCUCUACUACAUCAAGACCUUCGGGGAGCCAGAGGAGUGGGCCUGGGUGGAGGGCAGGGCCACUCACCCAUUCCAGGGAGGCUUCCAGUUCGAACAGCUUCCACUGCUCCGCAGGAGAGGGAAGCAACGUGAAGAGAACUACAAAUACUCUAUACCUAAGCGCUUCAAAGAGUCGUGGAAGCUGAGUGUGGCGGAGGCAGAAGCCGUUGAACCCUACAGACCCAAAAUGGAUGCCUCCACAUCCCCCGCCAUAGAGGAGACCCUCCAUGACGGCUCCACUCCAGAGAAAGAUGACAAGGCUCUUCCCCCGCCUCCUCCGUUCACCCCACCUUCCUCUACUCCCCCUGCAACUAGUCACUUUACCAACGGAGCUGUGUCUCCACCCAGGAAAGCUGCCCCAGCGAGACCAAGCACUUUCAAGAAGCCCAAAUGCAAGAAGAGGCCGAGCAAAACGUUGAAAGCGCAGAUAGCUAAAACCGAGACGAUCAACCACAAAAAGACGUUUGUCAAUCCCGACCAAUCGCAAAGGGAUCAGGGAGAGUGUCCAUAUUCGGACCUGGACUCCGUCCCUAAGAUUCUGUGUCCUAAAGCUCUCGAGCGUCAGUCCAAACCCGCUCCGGCUCCACCUCCGGCCCCACUGGCGAAGGAGGUGAAGAAACCACCUGAGAUCCAGACUGGCCUGUGGUUCAGCAAGGCAGGCAAAGAGAGACGACCCAAAACCACCAGCCCCGUGCCGGACCGCACACUCUUCAGCAAAGCCUCCUCCAGGAAGAAACCUCCAGCCUCCGUCAACAGGAAGAUCCCGGCGUUCGUCUCGGCCCCCGCAGUGACGAGCGGGCCAUCUGACCAAUCGAAGAAGGUUGUGGACAAGCACCCCGCCCACCUUCCCGCCAGCAGCGGGCUGAUGACCCGGGCUCUGAAGGCGCAAGAGGAAGCGGAGAAGAAGAGAAAGACUCUGUCCAAUGGCAGCAAAGCAGGCGGGCUUAUGUCCGACACCAGCCAUACAGAGAAAGACACCUCCUUCUCACGUGCUUCCUGUAGGAAACCGGAGACCAAAACGAAACGUUCUACCAAAGCCGGACAUCCGAAAAACGACCAAGGCGACCGCCCGGCUUCUUCGCCCGACGCUCGCGAUCGUAGCCCCUCCUCCUUCACAUCGAGCGGCCCGAAAGACUUCGAGGAGGCCGAUGUGAAGACCGAAGACGAUGCCUUCCUGAUCUCCCAGACGCCGUUCGACUUCAUCCCCCUGACCUCCUCCUCCGCCAAGCCCAAGAAGGAGACCUUCGUGUCGGACGUCUCCUCCUCCUCCUCCCCCUCGCGGUGCUUCUCCCCCAUGGACGCCUUCAAAGACGUCAAAGAGGUCUCCUUCCACUCCCUGGCGGCGGAGGCCGACGGCGCCCCCGUUGCUUUCCAAACGGACGCCGGCUACAAGUUCAGCACCUUCCUGAUGCUGCUGAAGGACAUGCACGACAGCAGGGAGCGAGACGGGACCCCUCUGGAGCUGGAGAUCGGACCCCCCAGCGCCCACGUGAAGGAGGAGCCCUCCUUGAUGCCUCCUCCCCCGGGGGAGAGCGCCGGCGCUGGGCCCGGUCGGCGGCUCCCCGGAUGCGGGGGUCCAAAAGCCAAGACCAAAGCCGAGUCGGGAGGCAGGACGAACCAGGUCUCCAAAAGACCCUCCAAGAAAAGAAGCUCAUCCGGGAACAGAAAGGGAUGUAGUAGGAAAGAGCCUGGUGGUUCUGGUGGGUCUGGGCCGGGAUACCCGGGAGGGAGGGCCUCUUCCAGGGCACCUGACCAAGCCUGGGUGAAAACGAGCCACAAGCGAGGCAGAGAUGGAGUGAUGGAGGAAAAGAGCGAGAUGGAGAGUUUGGAGAACUCGGUGUCUUUGGAGCAGAGAGGUUCAGCCGCGGCGGCGUCCUUCUCUCAGCCUAAGACCGGGCUGGAGUCCCAGGUUGUCCCUGAAGCCGAACACACUAACGCCAACACUAACACGGCCCAGUCGGCUGGGAGUCAAGAGCCUCUAACAGCACAUAAACGCAUCAGAAAACCAAGCAAGCGGCUCAUAGAAUGGACAGAGGAGUACGACCAGAUAUUCUCCACCAGGAAGAAACCCAAAAAGCCUCUGUCACAACCUGCUAAGGCCACGCUGUCCAUCAGCAGCAAACCGGAUCCAUCUCCUUCAGUGAAGGACACACUUGAUCACGCGCCUUUGAACGCACUUCCUGAAAUACAGACUCCGCCUCCCGAGGAGCCCUCCGAGACCCCUAUUGGCCUUCCUCCUCCUGUGGAGAACUCCAUCCCCCAGGAUGCACCUGUGCUCUCCAUAGACACACUAACCCCGCCCCCUGAAGCAGAGCCAUCGCAGUCAUCGGGGGCCAUCCCGAAAGAUACCGGAAGUGUUCCAGUGUUGGAGAGGAAGAGGCAGAGGAAACCCACUCAGAAGAUUCUGGAAUACUGUCUGGAGGCUGAAGCUGCCAACCCAAAGAAGAAGGUGAAGUCUGUGAAGACCAGCUCGCCAGGUCAGGCUCACCCUGUCCAUUCAGGUUCCGGUUCUGGACAGCAAACUUCCAGAUCGACCAAGAAAAAGUUAACAACGUUGUCCCCCUCGGCGCCUACGCUCACCCCUUCCACCUCCCCGCCCCCUACCCUUGCAGCUCCCCCCCCCAGCAUCCCCACCCCUGCCCCCCCCAGCCCGGUGGCCUGCCCCCCCAUCCCUGUCAGCGAGGAGAGGGAAUCAGUCCCAGUCCCGACCCCUCCCCCCUCUGAGGAGAGUAAGGUGCAGGAGGAGGAGAAGGAUACCGAGGACACCGAGGCAUGUCCCUCCAGUCUGGACAACAGCUUCUCUUCCACAAAAGACGAGUCUUCGCUGUGCGAAGAAACACACUCAGCCAAUAAGAAGAUCCUAGGAGACAAGGGGGGUGUGGCCUCCCUGAAGGAGAACAUAUGCCAGGUUUGCGAGAAGACCGGAGAGUUGCUGCUGUGCGAGGGCCAGUGCUGCGGAGCCUUCCACCUGCAGUGCAUCAGCCUGGCCGAGGCCCCAAGGGGCAAGUUCAUCUGCCCCGAGUGCAAGUCCGGCGUCCACAGCUGCUUCGUGUGCAGGAAAACGGGGAAGGACGUGAGGCGCUGCAUGAUCCCCGCCUGCGGGAAGUUCUACCACGGGGAGUGCAUCGCUAACCGGGGGCCCACGGCGCCGCUGGGUCUCAACCGGGGAUUCCGUUGCUCGCUACACGCCUGCCUGGACUGCUUCAUCUCCAACCCCGCCAACCCCUCCGCCUCCAAAGGCCGUCUGAUGCGCUGUGUGCGUUGUCCCGUGGCCUACCACGCUAGCGACCACUGUCUGGCGGCGGGCAGCAUCGUGUUAGCCAGUCACAGCAUCCUGUGCCCCAACCACUUCACCCCGCGCAGGGGUGUCAAGAACCACGAGCACGUCAACGUCAGUUGGUGUUUCGUCUGCACUGAAGGGGGCAGCCUGUUGUGCUGUGAGUCCUGUCCUGCCGCGUUCCACCGGGAGUGUCUCAACAUCGACAUGCCCCAGGGCAACUGGUUCUGCAACGACUGUCGGGCCGGGAAAAAGCCCCACUACAAGGACAUCCUCUGGGUCAAAGUGGGCCGGUACAGGUGGUGGCCUGCGGAGGUCAGUCACCCAAGGACGAUCCCAGAGAACAUCCUCCGGAUGAGGCACGACGUCGGGGAGUUCCCGGUCCACUUCUUUGGUUCCAACGACUACCUGUGGACCUACCAGGCCAGGGUGUUCCCCUACAUGGACGUGGAUGCCAACAGCCGAGAGAAGAUGGGCAAAGGAGUCGACGCCAUCUAUAAGAAAGCUCUGGAGGAGGCUGCUGUCAGGUUCAGGGAACUGCAGGCGGAGAAGGAGUUGAGGCAGAUGCAGGAGGACCGCAGGAACGAUAAGAAGCCCCCACCCUACAGGCACAUCAAGGUAAACCGGCCAAUCGGGAAGGUGCAGAUAAUCACGGCCGACCUAUCGGAGAUCCCGCGGUGCAACUGCAAGGCGUCGGACGAGAACCCGUGCGGGGUGGACUCGGAGUGCAUCAACCGCAUGCUGCUCUACGAGUGCCACCCCCAAGUGUGCCCGGCCGGCGAGCGCUGCCUCAACCAGGCCUUCACCAAGCGCCAGUGCAGCCAGGUGGAGAUCUUCCGCACGCUGGCCAGAGGGUGGGGGCUUCGCUGCGCCCACGACAUCAAGAAGGGGGAGUUUGUGAACGAGUAUGUGGGCGAGGUGAUCGACGAGGAGGAGUGUCGAGCCAGGAUCAAACACGCCCAGGACAACGACAUCUGCAACUUCUACAUGUUGACGCUGGAUAAGGACCGUAUCAUUGACGCCGGGCCCAAAGGGAACCAGUCUCGCUUCAUGAACCACAGCUGCCAGCCCAACUGUGAGACUCAGAAGUGGACAGUCAGCGGCGACACCAGGGUGGGGCUGUUCUCCCUGGUGGACAUUCCUGCAGGGACGGAGAUCACCUUCAACUACAACCUGGAGUGCCUGGGCAAUGGGAAGACUGUGUGUAAAUGUGGGGCUCCAAACUGCAGCGGCUUCCUGGGGGUCCGGCCCAAGAACAACCCUCCAGGGGAGGACAAGGGGCGUAGGAUGAAAAAGAAGGUCCAGGCGAAGCGCAAGAAGGUGGAGGUGACCAAGGAGAGGGAGGACGAGUGUUUCAGCUGUGGGGACGGGGGCCAGAUGGUGUCCUGCAAGAGGCCUGGAUGUCCCAAGGUCUACCACGCCGACUGUCUCAACCUCACCAAGAGACCUGCAGGUCGCUGGGAGUGCCCGUGGCACCAGUGUGACGUGUGUGGCAAGGAGGCGGCCUCCUUCUGCGAGAUGUGCCCCAGUUCCUACUGCUGCCUCCACCGCGACGGCAUGCUGUUCAUCUCCAAGCUGGACGGACGCCUCUCCUGCAGCGAGCACGAUCCCUGCGGCCCCGACCCCCUGGAGCCGGGAGAGAUUAGGGAGUACGCCCCGGACCCAGCCGCCCUGCCUCCCUGCCUGGGGAACAUCCUCCCCGCACCCCCUGGCUCUCCUGGUCCUCCGGCCGCUUCCAGGGGACAAGGGGAGCCACAGGACGGGCCGGGCCCAGGAUCGGGCCUUCAUCCUGGGUUCGGCUCUGAGGACUCCUCCCCGUUCUCCAUCGCCAUCCCUGUCUCUGUUCCGGAGGCCACCGCUUCCCCCACCCCGCACCCCGACUCAGACAGCCCAGGAAGCCCCCAUGUGUUCGAUCUGCCCCACUACUCGCCCAUCUCCUCCUAUGAAGAAGAGAGGGAUGUGGAGGAGGAAGAGGAGGAGGGCGAAGAGGGGGAGAAAAGAGAGGAUGGAGAGCUGGAAGGUCUUGAGAUAAAUGAGGAGGAGGAGGAGGAGGAGGAGGAGGAGGAGGAGGAAGAGGAGGAGGAAGAAGAGGAGGAGGAGGAGGAAGAAGAGGAGGAGGAGGAGUGAAGAGUCUUUCUGCAUUUCUGCAUGGUGGCUUAUGAUUCCACAUAGACCUUACAGCGGGAGGGAGGGAGGGCACAAGGGGACUAACCAAUCAAACCACUGGAAAGGCCUGUCAAUCACCAUCACAUCCUAUGAUCAUGGAUUACCCUAGGAGAUUGGCUGCCUGCUCCUGGGGGUUGGCUAAUCCUGAACUUCAAUACUACACACUCUUUUACAUAGUUCAAAAUGAGGACCAGUCAAUAACAUUUGAUGUUAUAAAAAGUCAUCAGCGACUUGUACAGCAGUUUGGUCUGGCAGAUGCUCGUGGACAAACAGGAAGUUCCCGAACCCUGUAUUUCAGAUGGGUGUAGUGGUGUAUGAUGGGAAAUGUAGUCAUAUAUGUCAGUUCCACAGCUGCAGGUUUGUGGUGUCUGUUAAAUGGUUUUAAGACGUGUUUACAUGUUCCGCUUCUCCUGUCGGAGGAUACUGCGAUUUAAGAAUGAGAAAACA
Messenger RNA from Osmerus eperlanus (European smelt), 8106 nucleotides. It is a transcript of the gene nsd1b, whose product is annotated as nuclear receptor binding SET domain protein 1b. Gene Ontology annotation, molecular function: protein binding; histone methyltransferase activity. The transcript has 24 exons. Lineage: Eukaryota; Metazoa; Chordata; Actinopteri; Osmeriformes; Osmeridae. The record is from RefSeq and is a predicted model, not a curated record. Gene Ontology annotation, cellular component: nucleus. The coding region runs from base 862 to 7620 and encodes 2252 amino acids.